Magnolia sinica is the source of this 921-nucleotide messenger RNA. RefSeq lists its product as uncharacterized. Lineage: Eukaryota; Viridiplantae; Streptophyta; Magnoliopsida; Magnoliales; Magnoliaceae. The transcript is spliced from 2 exons. The record is from RefSeq and is a predicted model, not a curated record. Bases 1 to 921 code for a protein of 306 amino acids.
AUGGAAGAGGACGAGCCACUGUUCAUCGACGACAUCAUAAGCUCAACCCACCCCCCGAGGUUCCGGAUGCCACCUGUCACCCCAUAUACCGGCUCUGGGGACCCCACCGAGCAUUUGAAAUCUUUCAGGGCGUGGAUGGAGCUUCAGUCGACAUUCAAGCCGAUCAUGUAUUGCGCUUUCUACCUAACCUUAGCAGGGGCUAUGCGGAGCUGGUACAGGCAGGUGAAGCUGAAGUCGAUUAAUUCUUUUUCUGACCUCAACAAGGCAUUCCUAAUGCAAUUCAUUUUCGAAAAAGAACGGAGGAAACCGUCGACUCACCUACGCACUAUUAAGCAGAAAGAAGGUGAAGCGCUGAAGGAUUACAUUGUACGGUUCAAUGAAGAGGCAAUGCAGGUGGACGACUACUCAGACAAAAUGACCUUGACCGCCAUGAUAGUCGGACUCAGGGAAGGAAGGUUCCUCUUUUCGAUUGGUAAAAAUCCUCCAACAACUUUAGGCGAGCUCAUGAAUAAUGCACAAAAAUACUCCAAUGUUGAGGAGCUUUUCAGUUCUCGAAAAGCUACUCGAGACGUCGAGAACUCAGCUAAGGACAAGAAGCGGAAAGAGGAAGCCCCAUCCCAAGCACCCUCCAACAAAAGGAGAAAGGACGAGAAGUCGAUAAAGAUCGACAUAGACAAGCGAGAUAAGCGAAAGUAUUUUCACUUCAACCGCGACCACAGCCAUUCCACCAGUGACUAUUUUGACCUCAAAGAAGAGAUCGAGGCUCUUAUUCAUAGUGGGCACUUGCGGGAAUACGUCAAAGAAGAACGAUCAGGUCGGAAGGAUGAGCAGCCCAUCAGAACAAUCAACAACAACCCCAUCAGUGAAAUACAUAUUAUCUUUGGCAGGCCUGAGGGAGGUGGUGAUUCAAAUCGGGCCUGA